GGUCUCUCUCUGCCUCUUCAAAUAAUGCGCACCUUCUCUCCCGCCUCUCUCCCGCCGGAUAUCUGACGUCACCACCAACCGUCAUGGGCCACCACUCCCGUCGGGACUCCCUCGCCGGGAACCAACCUUCCUCCUCCUCCUCCUCCUCCUCCGACCACCCCCACCCCCAUCCCCACCACCACCACUUCUCCAGCCUCCCCAGCCUCCCCCACCACCACUACCACGACUUCGACCUCUCCUGGCCUUUCGCCAAGCUCGACCACCUCGACCGCGACGACAUCCGCGAAACCGCCUACGAGGUUUUCUUCACUGCGUGUCGGUCGUCUCCGGGAUUUGGAGGGAGGAAUGCGUUAACGUUCUAUUCCAGCGAUCACAGCGAUGGAGGAGUGGGCGGCAUCGGAACCGUAGCGGGCAGAGCCAAUGGGGUGGGAAUGGUGCCGACCAGCCGGAUUAAGAGGGCCCUGGGAUUGAAGACACUGAAGCGUUCGCCGUCGAGGAGGUCUCUCUCGGGCGGUGUCGGCAGCAGCGGCGGAGGAGGCUCCAACCCCUCGUCGCCUAGCUCAGCGCAUGGACCGGGCAGCCCGCGCCUCGCUUUCACAUUGCCGGCGGCGCGGACCAAGAGGCCAUUGACGUCGGCGGAGAUCAUGAGGCAGCAGAUGAGGGUGACUGAGCAGAGUGAUAAUAGGCUACGCAAGACCCUCAUGAGAAGCCUCGUUGGCCAAAUGGGCAGGCGGGCAGAGACCAUAAUCCUCCCACUUGAGCUCCUCCGCCACCUAAAGCCAUCGGAAUUCAAUGAUUCGCAUGAAUACCAUUUAUGGCAAAAGCGUCAACUCAAAAUCCUUGAAGCAGGACUCCUUGAUCACCCUUCUGUCCCGCUAGAAAAAUCAAACACAUUUGUUAUGCGUCUGAGGGAGAUCAUCCGAGCAAGUGAGUCAAAACCAAUCGACACUGGAAAGAAUUCCGAUACCAUGAGAAUACUCUGUAAUUCUGUGAUUUCUUUGUCCUGGCGAACCCCAAAUGGCUCUCCUGCCGAUGUGUGCCACUGGGCUGAUGGAUUCCCCCUCAACCUCCACCUCUACCUUGCUCUCCUACACUCCAUCUUUGACAUCAAGGACGAGACAAUGGUCCUAGAUGAGGUUGAUGAGCUUCUUGAGCUCAUGAAGAAGACAUGGUCCACCCUCGCAAUCAACAAACAAUUACAUAACUUGUGCUUCACAUGGGUGUUCUUUCAUCAAUAUGUUGCAACCGGACAAACAGAACCAGAUCUUCUUUGCGCUGCAUUUGCCAUGUUGGCCGAGGUAGCAAACGAUGCUAAGAAACCUGAUCGGGAUCCCAAUUAUGUCAAGUUUCUUUCAUCGGUAUUGGCUUCAAUGCAAGCAUGGUCAGAGAAGAGAUUGGCUAAUUACCAUGAGUACUUUUACAAGGGAAUAGUUGGUUUGAUGGAAAACCUUCUUCCAUUGGUAUUAUCAGCCACAAAGAUCUUGGAUGAAGAUGUUACUGCCACGGUCUUGGCAGGACAAGAGAGAGAGGAGCCCACAGUGGAGGUGGAUCAUGCAGGGAAUCGUGUGGAUUACUAUAUUCGAUCUUCUCUGAGGAAUGCAUUCUCAAAGAUAAUAGAGCAUGGAAAUUUCAGUGCCAUGAAUGUCUUAGUAGAACAAGAGGCCACUGAAGCUCUCCUUCAAUUAGCUAAAGAGACCGAAGAUUUAGCUGUGAAGGAGAAGGAGACAUUCAGUCCCACACUCAAGAGAUGGCACCCAAUUGCAGCUGGAGUUGCAUCUGUGACACUACACCAGUGCUAUGGAGCCGUGUUAAAGCAAUACUUAGCUGGGGUGUCCACACUUACCAGUGACACAAUCAGGGUAUUACAGAGAGCUGGAAAGCUAGAAAAGAUUUUGGUUCAGAUGGUGGUUGAAGACUCGGUUGAUUGUGAAGAUGGAGGCAAAGCAAUUGUGAGGGAGAUGGUUCCAUACGAAGUUGAUUCGGUAACAUAUUGCCUCUUGAAAAAAUGGAUUGGGGAGAGGUUGGAGAAAGUAAAAGAAUGUCUUGACAGAGCAAAAGAAAAUGAAACAUGGAACCCCAAAUCUAAAACAGAGCCCUAUGGACAAUCAGGUGUGGAGCUGAUGAAGCUGGCCAAGGAAACUGUGGAGGACUUCUUUGAAAUUCCCAUAGGCAUUUCUGAUGAUUUAGUACACAAUCUUGCUGAACGCUUGGAGGCUAUUUUCCAGGAGUACACUACCUUUGUUGCAUCAUGUGGAACAAAGCAGAGCUAUGUUCCGCAACUUCCCCCCUUAACCCGAUGCAACCGAGACUCAAAGUUCAUCAAACUCUGGAAAAAAGCCACCCCUUGCAGUGUCACCAUAGAAGGUGUAAUGCCAAGUGGAACAAAUGAAGGUCACCAUCCACGCCCAUCAACAAGUCGUGGGACACAACGCCUCUACAUUCGCCUAAACACCUUGCAUUAUCUUCUUUCUCAUAUCCAUUCCCUUGACAAAACCCUCUCCCUCUCCCCCAGAAUCAUUCCUUCCACCCGCCACCAGUUCAGGAAUUCCCACAGGCAGCUUGGUACUUCCUCAGCCUAUUUUGAUCUUGCCCGUUUGUCAAUCCAAGCAGCCUCCCAACAUGUAUCAGAAGUUGCAGCUUACCGUCUAAUUUUCCUAGAUUCAAAUUCUGUCUUCUAUGAGAGUCUAUAUGUUGACGAUGUAGCCAAUGCACGUAUUCGACCAGCAUUACGAAUACUUAAACAGAAUCUCACUCUCCUGGGUGCAAUUCUUACAGACCGAGCACAAGCCCUUGCAAUAAAAGAAGUAAUGAAGGCCUCUUUUGAGGCCUACCUUAUGGUUUUGCUUGCCGGAGGAAGCUCCCGGGUUUUUUGUAGGUCAGAUCAUGAGAUGAUUGAGGAGGAUUUUGACAGUUUGAAACGGGUUUUUUGCACUUGUGGGGAAGGUUUGAUGGCAGAGGAUGUGGUGGAGAGGGAGGCCGAAACCGUGGAAGGGGUGGUGACCUUGAUGGGUCAGAAUACAGAACAACUAAUGGAAGAUUUCAGCAUAUUGGCUUGUGAAGCAAGCGGGAUAGGCGUUGUGGGUGCAGGGCAGAGGCUACCAAUGCCUCCAACAACAGGUAGGUGGAAUAGAGCGGAUCCCAACACAAUAUUAAGGGUAUUGUGCUACAGGAAUGAUCGAGCUGCAAAUCUGUUCUUAAAGAGGACAUUCCAAUUAGCCAAGAGGAGAUAAAAGAAGAUGAUUUUCCCUUGUAUAGCUGAAGCAGAAGGGUUAUAUUUGUGAUGGAAGUUGUUGGGUUUGAGCCGUGUAAAUCAAAAGAAAUUUGAAAGAAACUACUUGAAGGA
Vitis riparia (riverbank grape) is the source of this 3343-nucleotide messenger RNA. Its product is annotated as protein unc-13 homolog. The transcript has 5 exons. Bases 84 to 3230 code for a protein of 1048 amino acids. NCBI's taxonomy places the organism in Eukaryota, Viridiplantae, Streptophyta, Magnoliopsida, Vitales, Vitaceae. The record is from RefSeq and is a predicted model, not a curated record.